AUGGCCCGUCCGACCAAGCUCUCCAUCGUCCUUCUGGGCCUUGAGUUGAUCAUCGCCACGACCGCAGUUGUGCUCUUUGGUCUUGCGUAUCCGGAUCGCUUCAGGUCAAAACUGUGGGGGAAUGGGGGCGUAGAAGGAUGGAACUCGAAUCCUCAACAACGCAUCUACUUCUAUGCCAACCAUCUCGAGCCGCCCGAGAUUCCGUUGAUCUGGUCGCAGAGGUUGACAGACUCAAAUCUUGCCAUCGCCAUUCUCAGCUUCGUAAUCUUCCUCGCUCGCGGCACCAUGGCCCAUCUCGACUACCUCCCCCGUUAUGCCACCAUCCUGUACGACAUGCUUCUUGCGUUCCUUUGGAUCAUCAGCCUCGCCGGCCAGGCAUCAGGGGACUUCUCCGACCCGAAACACCCGAGUGCGCACCCCUGGUACCUCACGCGCGGGUGUGCAGAUGGCUGGGCAGGGACUCGGGGUUUCUGUCACGUUGCCCAGGCGAGUUUUGCCAUAUCGAUGCUAGCUGCCAUGCUAUACUGUGGGAGACUACUGCGGGAGGCUAUGUUGGUCGCAUACCACCGAGGGAGGAUACAUGAGAGGAAGUGGACUGCUGUGGACGUAGAGGACGUGGAAGACGUGGAGGAGGCGAACGAGAAGCACAGUGGCGAAGACCGGGAGACCGGGAUGAGGUUGGCUGUAAGGGAGGAGCGGUAUGACACGGGAUUGAGUCCUGUCCUGGCUUUUUUCCCUGCUGGGCCACAUCGUUGGGAAUAA
Messenger RNA from Ilyonectria robusta, 762 nucleotides. RefSeq lists its product as uncharacterized. Bases 1 to 762 code for a protein of 253 amino acids. The transcript has 2 exons. Lineage: Eukaryota; Fungi; Ascomycota; Sordariomycetes; Hypocreales; Nectriaceae. The record is from RefSeq and is a predicted model, not a curated record.